GGGAUUGGUGGUUACUGUCCGCUGUCAUUUGGGCCGGUGAGCGCUGCAGAGCCCCGACAUGGAGCCUCCACCGCCCGGGCCCUGCUCCUCCCCGCCGGGGCCCCGGCCCGUACCGCCUCCCCGGAAAGGCUCCAUGGAGCGCCGGCCCCACAGAGAGCCCAGCGAGGUCCGGGGCCCCGGAGGACAGCCAGGGACCCCAGAGAGGGCCACAGUCACCCAGACAGUGCUGAUCGUCAUGGAGGGCCGUUCUGUCACCUCAGAGGAGACCAACCUGGGGGGUCAGAGGGCCCCUCCACUACAGUCUAUGGAUACAGAGAAGACGGGGCCCCCACCGCCUGGGAAUACCACUGACCUGGGGCCCCUACUGCCCCAGGGGCCCCCACCGCCUGGAUAUAACACUGAUCCGGGGCCCCGAUACACCGUUACUGAGAGCCAGGGGCCCAUACUGCCCCAGGGGCCCCCACCGCCUAGAGAUAACACUGAUCCGGGGCCCCGAUACACCGUUACUAAGAGCCAGGGGCCCCCACCGCCUGGAAAUAACACCGAUUCCGACAGCCAGGGGCCCCCACCACCGCCUGGGAAGACCACCGAUCCGGGGCCCCCACCACCCCGAUACAUCGCUUCCGAGAGCAUGGGGCACCUACCACCUGGAAAUAUCACCGCUACCCCCAAUCUGGGGCCCCUCCUACCACAAUACACAGUUACCGAGAACCAGGGGCCCCUACCACACCAAUACACAGUUACCGAGAGCCAGGGGCCCCUACAACCCGGGAGUUACAGCGCUACUCUUGAUCCGGGGCCCCUACCACACCAAUACAUCUUAUCUGAGAGCCAGGGGCACCUACCACCUGGGAAUACCACCGAUCUGGGGCCCCCACCACCCCGAUACAUUGCUUCCGAGAGCCAGGGGCACCUACCACCUGGAAAUAUCAUCGCUACCCCCAAUCUGGGGCCCCUCCUACCACAAUACAGCGUUACCGAAAGCCAGGGGCCCCUACAACCCGAGAGUUACAGCGCUACUCUUCAUCCGGGGCCUCUACCACACCAAUACACAGUUACCGAGAGCCAGGGGCCCCUACCACACCAAUACAUCUUAUCUGAGAGCCACGGGCACCUACCACCCAGGAGUACCACUGUUGUACAAGAAGCGGGGCCCCCACCACUGCAGUAUUCCAUAACUGAGAGCCAGGGGCCCCUACCACCUGGGAGUACCACUGGAGGGCCAGAACUAGGGCCCCCACCGGCUGGGAGCAUCACCACUGUGCAGGAUCCAGGGCCCUUACCACCACAGUACACCAUGCCAGAGAGCAAGGGGCCCCCAGCACCUGUGCCAAAUCUGAGGCCCGUAUCACCACAAUACACAGCGCCCGAGAGCCAGGGGCCCCCACGGGCUGGGGCGGCCACUGGUGUACCAGAUUCGGGGCCCAUACCGCCACUAUACACCACGUCGGAGUGCCGGGCAAUGGUCACUGUUAGCACUCCGCCUCAUGAUGAGCUGAUCCCGCCCCCGAGGGACUCUCCAAGAAAAGCCCCAGUGAUCAGACCUGUGUGGGUAAUGCCAAGAAAGGUCCCUGAGAACCUGGGGGGCCCUCCAACACAAGGCCCCGCCUCUCCACCCACACAAAGUAACACUGGACGAGGAGUGGCCCUAAUACAGACCUCGGGGGAGGUACCCAUAGAGCACAUGGCCGCACAGAGGGUACCACCCCCUCAGGACUCCCCGGCACACCUCGUUCCAUCUCAGGGCCAAAGAACAUCCGAACUGCCAAUAAAGGGGCCACAGGAGACGUCACAAGAUGGCAGACAGUGGGCUCAGGGCGCCGUGGCGUCACUCCUGAAUAAGCGCAGUGAAGAAGUGAUUGCAGCGCCCCGGGUGAUGUCUGACCCCGAUACCGCAGCUGAGAAAAUGGGGCCCCCACCACCUGUGACGCAGGGCCCAACCUCCGCGGAGGCUCCGGCACAUGGCGGGCAGAUUGAGCCCUCCGUACCCCCCGGCACAACGUCUGCGGGGCCACAGAACUCUUCUAUCCCACCAGAGGGCGCCCUUCCCGAUGGUUCCUCUCAGAGCUCCGCGGCUCCCCCACCGGGCUCUGUGAUUGGUCCACCCGCUUCCUCCACCCUCCCUCAGCAGCAGGACACUUCGGAGAAGAAGGCUUUGCCUGGCCAGAAUUCCACCCCCCCGACGGGUCCACCUUCCACCCAGCUGGGGACAUCCCUCUCUCCUCAUCGGAGCGUCUCCUCCAAACCCCCGCUUCCCAUUCCACCCAGAUCCUCCCUCUACCCCGGCCACGCCCCUUCUAUACGGGAGCAGGAACCCUCCCUCAGCCUUGACACCGCCUCUCUGUCCAGCUUCAGGUCCAAGGCCCCCGCCCCCGACACGCUCAGCUACCUGGACUCUGUCAGCCUGAUGUCAGGUACGAUGGAGUCCCUCAGCCACCUGGAUGACGCCAGCUCUCUGGGCUCGGACUCUGAGAUCAACGGCAUGCCCUACCGCAGGACCGACAAGUACGGCUUCCUGGGAGGAAACCAGUUCAGCGGGAACGGGGAGAGUAACCUUUCUGUGGAAAUCGCCCGGCAGAGGGAGUUGAAGUGGCUGGACAUGUUCAAUCAUUGGGACAAAUGGCUGAUCCGGCGAUUCCAGAAGGUGAAGCUGCGAUGUAGAAAAGGAAUCCCAUCUUCUCUACGUGCGCGUGCGUGGCAAUAUCUCUCCAACAGUCACUAUCUCCUCAGCAAGAACCCGGGGAAGUUCGAGGAGUUGGAGAGACAUCCUGGAGACCCCAAGUGGUUGGAUGUGAUAGAGAAAGAUCUUCACCGGCAGUUCCCAUUCCAUGAAAUGUUUGCUGCACGCGGGGGCCAUGGGCAGCAGGACUUGUACCGCAUACUGAAGGCGUACACGGUGUAUCGCCCGGAGGAGGGGUACUGCCAGGCGCAGGCUCCGGUGGCCGCCGUCUUGCUGAUGCACAUGCCGGCAGAGCAAGCAUUCUGGUGUUUGGUCCAAAUCUGUGACAAGUAUCUGCCGGGAUAUUACAGUGCCGGCCUGGAAGCCAUCCAGCUGGACGGAGAGAUCUUCUUUGCUCUGCUGCGUAGGGUUUGCCCCAUGGCUUACAGACAUCUGAAGAAGUUUAAGAUUGACCCGAUCCUGUACAUGACGGAGUGGUUCAUGUGCAUCUUCUCCCGCACUCUGCCGUGGUCCUCGGUGCUGCGUGUGUGGGACAUGUUCUUCUGUGAAGGGGUGAAGAUCGUUUUCCGGGUCGGUCUCGUGUUGCUUCGGCACACGUUGGGAUCGGUGGACAAGCUGCGGAGCUGCCAAGGAAUGUAUGAGACGAUGGAGAAGUUACGUAGCCUCCCACCUCACUGCAUGCAGGAGGAAGUUCUUCUCCCGGAGGUGAGUGCCCUUGCGGUUACCGAUGCUCUUAUAGAAAGGGAAAGCAAUACACAGCUGCGCAAGUGGAGAGAAAACCGAGGAGAGUUGCAGUACCGCCCUUCACGCCGCUUACACGGGGCUCGCCAAAUUCAGGAAGAAAAGCUGCGCCUGAACCCUUCUCUGAGCGGUAGUCGGCUUAGCUUAUCCAGCCUAUCCAGUUUUCGAAGGCCCUCUCCUCCCGCCAGUCCCGCUCUCGUCCUCCAACCACCAGAGUCUGUGGUGGUGUCUGAGGGUCUGCAUCCUGUUCUGCCUUCUCCCACCGCCAAUAAAGCACCCUUGGGACCACCCAAGGAGGCCGCCAAGAAGGGUAAGGAGAAACAAAAAGAACAGGACAAAAAGAGAGAGAGGGAAGAAAGGGAGCGGGAAAAGAAGAGAGAGAAGGAAGAGAGAGAAGAGAGGGAGCGCGAGCGGAAAAGGGAGAAAGAGCGAGAAAAACUAAAAGAAAAAGAAGAAAAGCGACUUCAGAAAGAGAAGGAGAAAGCGGAGGCCAAACAGAAGAAAGAGAGGAAAGUUUCUUUCCGUCGUAAGGAGUCGUCUUCCCCGGCCACUGACUCCACCCACAAAGGUGCCACUGGCUCAGCCGAUGACACGUAUUUCUAACAGACCACGUUGUGGAUUCUCCGAGUGGAACUGUGUGUCAGUCACUGGAUAGUCUUACGAAGAGAGGGAGGUCCUCUGUCUGGGGAAAGUCCUGCAAGACAGGACAUGUUUAUAUUCUGGAUCCGUGUUACCUCCAGCAGGGCACUCCUGGAUAUUUCCCCCCGCCCCCCUUUGUUCAGGCUGGUCUCUCCUGAUACUCUGGUCUCUCUGAAGUUAUGGUGGACGUUACAGAUUUUAACUGCUCCACAUCUUAGGAAACCCAAAACCUGGAACUGGAACCCCUCCAAAGCUCUUUUUUUCAUUUUUUUUUUU
Messenger RNA from Rana temporaria (common frog), 4336 nucleotides. Its product is annotated as TBC1 domain family member 10B-like. The transcript has 9 exons. Bases 59 to 4024 code for a protein of 1321 amino acids. NCBI's taxonomy places the organism in Eukaryota, Metazoa, Chordata, Amphibia, Anura, Ranidae. The record is from RefSeq and is a predicted model, not a curated record.